CCUUAGCCUCCUUCUCAUUUCCCUUGACAUUUUCCCGUGAAGGAAAAGCGGAGACAUUCUGUGAUUUGAAUUUGCUCUCCGUAUGGCACCUGGAGAUCCGUAAUCGUACAAUGAGUUAGCUAAUUCUCUCAUUUCCUGUUUGAUUGCUGAGAAAAAUUCCAGGAAACUUGAAUCCGAGGAAUCUUAACAGUUGACAGGAUCAGAUCGUUGGUUAUAUUAAGAGUUGGAACCCACAUAUGGAGGCUCAUUAUGUCAACUCCAGCUACCCUUAUAACAGUGCUGGGAGCUUUAUGGAAUAUUUUGAGGGCCUCACUUAUCAGCAUGUUAAUUUCAUUUUUGAUGGUGCAUCACAUCUUCAGGAGAGUAUACACCCAUCAAUGGCUACAAGUUAUUACAAGUUUGGGCUAUCUGAUUCUGGCAGUAUUUCAUAUAACGAUCAUGGCCCUGUUUAUGAGGUAAAUGACUGUGAUCCAGGCAUUGAAGAAUACAGAAUGCCAUCAACCGUGAGUAAUGAGCACAAUGCUGCAAUGAGUAUGCAGUGGGAAGGAAAUGCAAAUCCAACUGGACGUCCAAACCAUGGAGAUUGUCCACGGAGACAUGACAGUUCACGAGAAAAUCAGGUCCUUUGGCAAGACAAUAUUGAUCCCGAUAACAUGAGUUAUGAGGAAUUACUUGAAUUGGGGGAGACGGUUGGAACUCAAAAUCGAGGUCUUUCCCAAGAGCUUAUUUCUCUGCUUCCAGUCUCAAAAUUCAAGUGUGGGUUAUUCUCACGAAAGAAAUCAAGAAAUGAGAGAUGUGUGAUCUGCCAGAUGGAAUAUAAACGACGUGACAGGCUAAUCACACUGCCGUGUAAACAUGCCUACCAUGUUGGUUGUGGUACCAGAUGGCUUGGCAUCAACAAGGCUUGCCCUAUAUGUUACACCGAAGUGUUUGGUGAUGCAUCUAAACGCUAAGAGAUAACCAGCAAUGAACAUAAAACACAUACGUUUGCAGACUUUUGUCUUCUCCUGCUCUUUUUUCCUUUUCAUCUCGAGUUUGGGUAUCUUCCCUCUGUACGGAGAUGUUUGUUUCAUUCUUCUACUUUGGCAGAAGAACUGUUUUAGCUUUUGUAAUAAGAAGGUAGAAUAUUCUAUGACAUGUGUCUGUUAGAAAAGUUGGCGUUUGUAUGGAACUUUUACAAUAGUUUAGUUACUUCUGAUGUUCAAUUAUUCUCUUCUAGACGGUCGUUGAAUGAACCCUAAAGGGCCUAGUCAUGGGUCA
Messenger RNA from Rubroshorea leprosula, 1260 nucleotides. The record is from the annotation of a GenBank genome assembly. Lineage: Eukaryota; Viridiplantae; Streptophyta; Magnoliopsida; Malvales; Dipterocarpaceae.